GCAGCUGAAAAGAAAAGUCACGGAGCAUCAUCAAGGAAGUGCUUUGAUGCAAAAAGACUCUGGUCUCUCUUAAAUGUCCCGGCAAGCAAGCAGCAGCUUCCAGCUUUAAAAACAACUGGUACACCAAACUCAGCAGAAAUUUGGAAAGACGCACACAUCCAAAAACCAUUGGCAAGAGUCCACCGAAUCUGUAGAACUUCAAAAAUUCAGUGUUUAUUUCAAAAAUGAAAGAAAUUUUAGCCAACAUUCUCAGCACAACCUGUUUAAUGAUAUCUUUAUGGCACUAAUGAAGAACAGGCUGGGAUGCAGGGAAUGGAUUGACAGAGCUCCGGCUGUUCAUUUGCUUCGGGUGUUGAUCUGUUUGCGGCUAUUAAUGCGGGACCCAUUCUAUCAGGGGGUGCUUCACCAGAUCAAUGGCAUCAACAUUCUUACACAGUACAUGCAGACAACAUGUAACACAUACCUUUCAUCUGGUGAAGAUGAGUUUAAUAUUGACAAGUUGGUCAAUAUGACCUAUAUUUUUCAAAAAAUUGCUGCCGCAAAAGAACAAAGGGAAUGGGUAAUUCAAAGUGGAGCACACAAAGUAAGGAACCAGCUUGUUUGUGUUCACUUUCAUACCACAGCA
Staurois parvus is the source of this 625-nucleotide messenger RNA. Lineage: Eukaryota; Metazoa; Chordata; Amphibia; Anura; Ranidae. The record is from the annotation of a GenBank genome assembly.